Xenopus laevis (African clawed frog) is the source of this 1391-nucleotide messenger RNA. It is a transcript of the gene nsfl1c.S, whose product is annotated as NSFL1 (p97) cofactor (p47) S homeolog. Gene Ontology annotation, biological process: proteasome-mediated ubiquitin-dependent protein catabolic process; nuclear membrane reassembly; membrane fusion. The record is from RefSeq and is a predicted model, not a curated record. Bases 80 to 1192 code for a protein of 370 amino acids. The transcript has 9 exons. Gene Ontology annotation, cellular component: centrosome; VCP-NSFL1C complex; cytosol. Gene Ontology annotation, molecular function: ubiquitin binding. NCBI's taxonomy places the organism in Eukaryota, Metazoa, Chordata, Amphibia, Anura, Pipidae.
UCGGAUUCGGGGCACGCAGGGGGCGGAACCUUUGUGCCAGGUUGGAGUUUCCGGGAGAGGCAGAGCGGGUGCGCACAACAUGGCAGCGCAGGCGGAGGAAUCUGUUCGGGAAUUCGUGCUGGUGACCGGGGCGGAGGAAGAACGGGCUCGGUUCUUCUUAGAGUCUGCGGGAUGGGACCUACAGUUGGCUCUAGCAAGUUUCUAUGAGGAUGGAGGGGAUGACGAUAUUGUAACACUACCACAGCCACCCCCUGGCUCUGUGUCUCAUGGCUCUGGGCCUAGUGAUCACAGGGUGACCUCCUUCAGGGAUCUGGUUCAUGCACAGGAGGAAGAGGAGGAGGAAGAGGAAGGCCAAAGGUUUUAUGCAGGGGGCUCGGAGAGGAGUGGCCAACAGAUUGUUGGACCCCCAAGAAAGAAGAACCCUAAUGAAUUAGUGGAAGAUUUAUUUAAAGGAGCCAAGGAGCAUGGGGCAGUAGCUGUGGACCGAACUGCCUUAAGUCCUGGAGAGAGCAGCAAACCUAUGGUCUUUGGUGGGGGUGGGUACCGUUUGGGAGCAGCACCAGAGGAGGAGUCGGCUUAUGUAGCUGGAAGUCGCAGGCAAAAUUCUGCUCAGGAUGUGCACGUGGUGCUGAAGCUUUGGAAGAAUGGCUUUAGUCUAGAUGAUGGAGAGAUCCGCAGUUAUCAGGAUCCAGGAAAUGCGCAGUUCCUGGAGGCAAUACGCCGAGGGGAAAUCCCGGCAGAGCUGCGGCGAUUGGCUCAAGGUGGACAAGUGAAUCUGGAUAUGGAAGAUCAUCGGGAUGAAGACUAUGUAAAACCCAAAGUCAGCUUCAAAGCAUUCACAGGAGAGGGACAAAAGUUAGGCAGCACGGCACCACAUGUUCCAAGCACAGCUUCCUCAAGGCAGCAGACACAGAAUGAGGCCAGUGCCAGCUCUUGUGUUGUCCUCAAUGAUUAUGAGCCGGUCACCAGCAUCCAGAUUCGACUGGCAGACGGUGGGCGACUAGUUCAGAAGUUUAAUCACGGCCACAGGAUCCGGGACAUCCGUCUGUUCAUAGUGAAUACCCGCCCCGCCAUGGCACUUAGCAACUUUGUGCUUAUGACUACUUUCCCCAACAAAGAUCUUAAUGAUGAGGAUCUGACCCUGAAGGAUGCAAAUCUCUUGAAUGCCGUCAUUGUGCAGCGAUUAAUAUGAUCUUCCCUCUGCCUCCUACUUUCCCCUCCUCCUGCAGGUUGCACACCUCUACCCUCCCCCUCCCACUGGUGACUUGGAGUCAUUCUGUAUUGUAGCCCUGGGCUCUCAAUGCUUUGGGUGGACUGCUCCCCUCUCCAGACCUGUUCUGCAGAAUUUGUAAUAAGUUAGACUUAACUAUGAAAUAAAAAAAGGAAACGUG